Diversispora eburnea is the source of this 741-nucleotide messenger RNA. The record is from the annotation of a GenBank genome assembly. Lineage: Eukaryota; Fungi; Glomeromycota; Glomeromycetes; Diversisporales; Diversisporaceae.
AUGAUAUCAAACAAAAGUUUAUUAUCAGUAAGAGAUUUGGUAAAAAUUUAUAAAUUAUCAGCGAAAUCUCAGUUGAGUCAGAAUUUUAUAUUAGAUAAGAAUGUUACGGAUAAAAUUGUUAAAAGUUCACAAAUUGAUUCAAAUGAUUUGCUUGUAGUUGAAGUGGGGGCAGGUCCAGGAUUAUUAACAAGAUCUAUAUUGGAUACUGGGAUAACCAAUAUGAUAGCUGUAGAGAAAGACAAAAGAUUUUUACCUGCAUUGAUGCAAUUAUCAGAAGCAUCUCGAGGAAAUUUACCAUUUAAUGUGGCAAGUCCAUUAUUGAUACAAUGGAUGAAAAUGUUAUAUAAGCGAGAAGGAAUAUUCAAGUUCCCGAAUGUAAUAAUGACUUUGAUGUUUCAAAAGGAGGUUGGAGAUAGGAUUGCAGCAAGUGUAAAAGAUCCCGAACGUAGUCGAAUUUCAGUAUUAGUACAAAGUUUAUCACUUUCUAAACCUGUGUUAAAUGUGCCAGUAGACAAUUUUGAAGAAGUUGUAAGAUAUUUUUAUGGAAGGCGACGAAAAACUCUUCGUUCAAUUUUCAAAACAAUAAAAUCCCGAAUCUCACCAACAGAACAAGGUUUACUUGACUAUAAUUUGGAAAAAUUAGAAUGGGAUUUAACAUUAAGACCAGAGAAAAUAUCUUCUGAAGAAUUUUGUAAAUUGACGAAAAUAUUUAUUGAGAAUUCUAUAAAAUUUCCCACUUAG